AUGGAAUCGGCAACAUGGCCGACCGUCUGCCUCGACUUCGCCCGGCGCGAGAUGGUCAUCGUACCCAUCCUGUCCUUCGUCUCGUCGCUAGUCAAAGGUCUCAGCGGCAUGGGCGAGGCCCUGGUGUAUGGCUCGGGCUGGCAGCUCUUCGCCCUGGCCGGCUUCCAGGAGAUGGAGAAUCUCGGGCUGCUUGCAGGGCUCAUCUGCGUCAUGCAGUGCGCCUCGACCGCUUUACUGGCCAUGCAGAAUGGCCGGGAGUGGUGGUGGUACGCGAAGCCCGGGGCCAUCUUCAGCGUGGCCAUGCUGGUGCUGUCUCCUGUGGGCAACCACGUGAGGGAGGUCGCGCCCACCGAGACGAUUCAACUCGUGCUGGCUCUGACGUUCCUGACCUUCGCCCUGGCCAAGCUGGCCUUCGAUGGGCUGGUGGCCCUGUGGCGGGCAAAGGCUGUCCAGGGGGCUGGCUCGGAUGCGGAUCCGCCGAAGCAAGUACAUGGUGCCGUUUGCACUGAAGGCGCCGAAGGAGCGCCGGCGGUAGAAGAGGCCGCUGAGGCUGAGAAGACAGAGAAGCCGAGGCUCCCUCCAGCUCCCGCGUGGCUACUGCGAGCACUGCCGGGCGUAGGCUUGGUGGGUGGCUUCCUUGGCGGACUGUGCGGCAUGAAUGGCCCGCCCUUCAUCCUCCUCACUGCCAUCACCGGCCUUGACAAAGUCAUUGCGCGCAACGUUUUCCCCAUGGGCCAGGCGGUAGAGGUUUGGGCCUUUCGUCUGCCCAUGCUCCUGGUCUUGGGCAGAAUACAGCUGGUCGAUUCCCACAUCUACGUUGUCAGCUUCCUCGCUGGAUCCCUGGGCUUGUGGGCGGGCAAUACCCUCGCACCGUAUGUGUCGCAGCGCUGGUUCGAGCGAGCGCUGCUGCUUUUCCUCGUGCUGUCCUCGCUGAGCGUGCUUGGCGUCUUCGAAGGCAGCCUCGCCAGUCUCGCCGCCCUUGCCGCCUCAAUCGCCGUGGCUGGAGCUCGUUUGCUUUGCGCCUGGCGGACGCGAGGGAAGGCGCACACUUGA
Molecule: messenger RNA, 1053 nt
Organism: Symbiodinium natans
Lineage: Eukaryota; Dinophyceae; Suessiales; Symbiodiniaceae
Source: the annotation of a GenBank genome assembly